Cyprinodon variegatus (sheepshead minnow) is the source of this 502-nucleotide messenger RNA. RefSeq names its product kelch domain-containing protein 8A-like. The transcript has 3 exons. The record is from RefSeq and is a predicted model, not a curated record. Gene Ontology annotation, molecular function: protein binding. NCBI's taxonomy places the organism in Eukaryota, Metazoa, Chordata, Actinopteri, Cyprinodontiformes, Cyprinodontidae. The coding region runs from base 77 to 502 and encodes 141 amino acids.
GCCAAGUUUUCAUCCGUCCUCUGAAAGCCUCGCUGGUCGUCGGUCUCCUCAUCCUGCCUCCUUCAGCAGUCCUGGGAUGGCGGUACCCAGUGCCAAUGAGUUCCACUGGCAGAGCUUGGCCCGGCUGCCGUGCGGCCGUGUCUACCACGCUCUGUGUGAGGUCGGGGGUCAGAUGUACAUGCUGGGGGGCUGCGAUGCUACAGGAAGGCCGUGCUCUGGACUGGAGCUGUAUUCUCCUGAGGGGGACCGGUGGAUAAGCUUGGCCCCGAUGCCCACCCCUCGUGCUGGGGCAGCCGUAGCGGAGCUGGGGAAGCAGAUCCUGGUGGUUGGAGGAGUGGGAGAAGAACAGAACCCUCUAAAGGUGGUGGAGAUGUAUAACACAGAUGAAGGGAGAUGGAGGAAGAGGAGCGCUCUUCGGGAGGCUCUGAUGGGGCUGUCCAUCACUGUGAAAGAGUCCAGACUUUACUGGGUUCUAGUCAAGAACAGACUUGGUGAGAACUAG